AUUUUGGAGUGCGGACAUGAUGGGAUUCAGCAUGCAGACACACGAGAACAGUUUGGCGCGUUUCUUACAGUUCAGUCUGAUGUCCUGAAUUAACUGAAAAUGUGGAGGAGCAGGUUUUUCAGGGGGGCACCCUGUCUCUUACAGGGGGCAGGCCGCUGUAGUCCCUGUAAACUCUCUCAGCAUCCUCCCUGGAGAUAUCUCUCUGUCUACCAGCCAUGCCGCCACUCAGCACUGCAGUACUCUUUUCGAGUGCCAACUUGGUAUCACUUUGAAAGCAAAUUAAGGCCAACAGUUGCCUUACAUUUCUGCAGAACUUUAAGAAAAGAUGCAAAGUCUACAAUAGAUUUCCCUCUCCACCCCCUCACAGUGACUGAUGUCAAACAGUAUCUUCGUUCUAAAGAUAUCCCUUUUCAUGAUGCAUACAGCUGCUUGCAUGCUCCUAGCAUCUUUUUGGAACCAGCUCCAGCGGGUUCUGGAAGGGAGAAUUUCUCACUCUACAUUGAUAAAACCACCGGACAGUUUCUGUGCAAGGAGACUCUAGUGGAGGGAAGCUGGGAAGACCUGCAGGAUUGCAUAGAGGUUAUGUUGAAUGAGGGUCAGGCCUCCAUCAGUCCUAAUGUACUGUUGGGUUUUCCAGAGAGUCUAGAUGAGCAAGAGGAUAGAGAGAUGGAGCUGAGGGAGGUGCAGCGGAUAUGGAGUAGCUCCGUGCCUUUUUCUGAUCUCCUGGAAGAGGAGGCACAGCUUGUUAAAACCAUGUUCCAGAUUGGGAAACUCACCAAUGCCACAAUUAAGAAGUUUGGGGUCAGGUUCUUUAAGCCCACCAAGAGUUUGGUGUUCCCCUGGUUUAGUGGGCGUGACUCAGGUCUUCGGGGUGUAAAGCUACUUUCUGCUGCCAUGAAAAAUGACGGACAGGUGGUCUACACCGAAGCCACAGUUCCAAAAGUUUCCAACUAUCACAACCUCUUUGGUCUCCCUUUGAUUGGAUGGAAGGAUGUUGAGGUGGUGCUCACCGGUCGUGAGGUGGACAGCAUGGCAGUGAGUCAGGCCACUGGCCUCCCUUCUUUGGCAUUGCCUCGGGGUGUCAGCUGUCUACCCCCAAUACUCCUACCUUUUCUGGAGCAGUUCAAGAAAGUUACAUUGUGGUUAGGGGGAGAUAUGCGCUCUUGGGAAGCCUCGAAAAUCUUCUCUAGAAAACUUGGACUUAAGCGCUGCUCUCUGGUCAGGCCAGGAGAGUUUCAGCCAUGCCCCAGUGAGGCACUGGCCAAUGGCAGGAACCUAGUGCGCAUCGUCAAGGCUUCCAUCCCUGCUGCCCACAAGUCCAUUGUUUCCUUCAAGCAGCUUAGGGAGGAUGUGUAUGGUGAGCUGGUGAAUGUGAAGCAGGUGGCUGGAAUACAGUGGUGUAGAUUCCCAGAGCUUAAUCGAAUUCUUAAAGGUCAUCGCAAAGGGGAGCUGACUGUUUUCACAGGUCCCACAGGCAGCGGAAAGACCACCUUCAUCAGUGAGUGUGCCCUAGAUCUGUGCAUGCAGGGUGUCAACACAUUAUGGGGCAGCUUUGAGAUCAACAAUGUGCGCUUGGCCAAAAUUAUGCUGACCCAGUUUGCCGAGCAAAGGCUGGAGGAGAACCUGGACCAAUACGACAUGUGGGCUGACAAGUUUGAGGACUUGCCUCUAUACUUCAUGACCUUCCAUGGGCAACAGAACAUCAAGACUGUUUUGGAUACCAUGCAGCAUGCUGUUUACCUGUACGAUAUCAGUCAUGUGAUCAUUGACAACUUGCAGUUUAUGAUGGGGCAGGAAAAUCUGUCUUUGGACAAGUUUGCAGUACAAGACCAUAUUAUUGGAGCCUUCAGGAAGUUUGCCACACAUAGCAGCUGUCAUGUGACCUUAAUUAUCCACCCUCGGAAAGAGGAGGAUGAUAAAGAGCUGCAGACAGCUUCCAUCUUUGGCACAGCCAAGGCCAGUCAGGAGGCAGAUAAUGUGCUCAUCCUUCAGGAGAAGAAAUUAGUGACGUGUCCAGGCCGUAGAUCCCUACAGGUAGCCAAGAAUCGCUUUGAUGGGGAUGUCGGCAUCUUUCCCUUAGAAUUUAAUAAAGCUUCGCUUACCUUCUCGACUCCUGUGAAGGGCAAGCAGAAGCUCCGUAAGGUCAAAGUGGACAAGAAUAACAGCGGAGAGGAAAUGGAGGAAACUGAACCCAAAGAAAAAUGCGAUAAAGCUGUCAAGCCUGCCAAGGUGAAGACGUCAAGGACAGUUAAGGGGUCAGCAGCAGCAGGAGAGGAAGCCUCAGAUGGAGAAGGAAUUAAAUAGUAGUGCAGAGAAUUAUAUGAAUUGACUGAAAGAUCAAAUGAAGCUUACUUGAGAUUUCUAGGAUACAUUUAAGGGUCAAACCAUAAAAACUACAUAUCAGUCUGAAAAUGUGUUAUAUGUGAAAAUGUGAUGUAGCUGCUGCAUUGUUGCUACUGUGCUGGCAAAUAUCAAAGAUUGGUUCUGGAUGGACUGACAUGAGUACAGUGUGUAUGUUAUCAUACGUUGUCUCAUUGUGUAAAGGAGUGAAAACCCAAACUGAAUGCUUGUUUGUAUUUUAGAUCUUCCUGAACAGGGAGAACACAUUGUCGUAUGCAAUUUUUUGUAUCCCUUGAUGUUUUUGUACGCACUACAAAAAGCAAACACAACUAACGAAUAUUUUCGUUUACAAAAUUAUUGUGCUGAUCAUUUGUAAAAAAUCAAUUUGAUGGUUUAAAACAAUUAAAAACGUAGUCAGGUCCCCAGUGCUGAAAUCACUUGUAGAAAUUCUGAUAUACAUUGAUGAAAUGUAAAUAUAUUUUCUGGAUAAUGUUCAAAAAUGUAAUUUGCUCUGUCUUAAUGGUCAUUGUUAGGAGAAAAGUGUCAAAUGCAAACAAGUAAGAUUUGUAUUGUAAAGGAGGCUGUGAAUAUUGUUAAUAAAAGUGUUUUAUAGUAUUGGUGGGUUCUGCUCAUUUAUCAUUGAUUUGAUUUC
This is a messenger RNA of Xyrauchen texanus (razorback sucker), 2992 nucleotides long. RefSeq names its product twinkle mtDNA helicase-like. NCBI's taxonomy places the organism in Eukaryota, Metazoa, Chordata, Actinopteri, Cypriniformes, Catostomidae. The record is from RefSeq and is a predicted model, not a curated record. Gene Ontology annotation, biological process: mitochondrial DNA replication. The transcript is spliced from 6 exons. Gene Ontology annotation, molecular function: single-stranded DNA binding; 5'-3' DNA helicase activity; ATP binding. Gene Ontology annotation, cellular component: mitochondrion. Bases 100 to 2304 code for a protein of 734 amino acids.